Messenger RNA from Condylostylus longicornis, 3138 nucleotides. RefSeq lists its product as uncharacterized. Bases 399 to 2561 code for a protein of 720 amino acids. NCBI's taxonomy places the organism in Eukaryota, Metazoa, Arthropoda, Insecta, Diptera, Dolichopodidae. The transcript is spliced from 3 exons. The record is from RefSeq and is a predicted model, not a curated record.
AGUAAAGACAUGUUUCGCGUUCUGCUUAAAAUAAAUUAAAAAAUUAAAAAAAAAUUAUAUUACAUAAUUCAUUUAUUUUAUAAUUAUAAUCAAUUAAAAAAAAAUAAACGAAAAUUCAUUUCGUUUUUCAUUAAUUAAUAAAAAUUUAAUAAAAAAAAAUUAUUUUAUAAUAAUAUGAUUUUUGUUAAAGAGAAAACUGUUUAAACCGAAGUUUAUUUUCAUGUGAUCAAAAAUAUAAAAAAUACUAAAAAUAAAAUCUAAAACUUCCAAAUUUUAAGGAGAUUGUUUUUGAAUUUUUAAAUUUAAAAUUCAAAUCUAAAGAACUGAAAAUUAAAUAACCUCGAGGCUAAUCAAAAUAUAAUAAUAACAAGACAAUAGGCUGUCAAUCAAAAAUAAAAAUGAAAGGAAAAUUUAUUAUGUGCCUUAUAAUAGGUGCUUUUAUAUUUGAACAAAACUCAACGGCAGCCGAAAAACCAAAAAUUGAAAAAUUAAAGGACUUGAAAUCAAAUAAAACUGCAGAAUCGGCGCGAGAACCAUCAGGUAAUUCAGAAAUAUCAAAUAAAAAGGUAGUAAAGGAAACUGUUGAUAAACGCCAAGUUGAUCAUGAAACAUCGAUUAAUUCACAAGAUCAAAUAGAUUCAAUUUUUAAAUCACCAAAUCAAUUUGUAAUUCGUGCUAUCGAUUAUAAUAACAGGAUAGGGAGCCGUAGGAUUCAUACAAAUAGUGGAUUUAUUAAUAAUAUACAACCACAGACGCAAUCAAGAGAACAACAAAUUCAACAAGCAAAUAUAAAUCAGGCAGACUCACUUUCAUUAGAGGACGCAUUACCGCAACAUUAUGGAUUUUAUCAUGAAGUUCAACAACCGACCCAUCGUUUUCAGCAAUAUCGUCCCUUAUCAGAGCAAUUCAAACCAUUAUUAAAAAAAGCGUAUCAACCAAGGUUAGCUCAAUACAUUCCACAAGCACAACAGCUAAUUCAACCUCAGCAGUUUUUGCAAGGACAUGUUGCUCAAACACAACAAGAAAUUCCACAAUAUUCUCCCCAUCCAUAUCCUAUAGUUCAAGAAGAUCAGCUUUUAAAAUUUUUAGAAGAAGAAUUGGCAAGUAAAGGCAUAACAGCGACAUCUCAAUCUAUACAAAAUGCUCAGCAACCUAUAUUAGCACAAAAACGACCACAACAACUUCAAUCUUCGGAAAUUCAACAGCAAGCGCAAGUACAUACAACGCAUCAAGUUACUUCUCAAAAACCUGAUGUAAAAAUGAAAAGUAUUGGUCUUGGCAACUACAAACAAGCUGUUCCAACUCCAGAAAAUGUACAGUAUGUAUAUAUCCCACAACGUCAAGAACAACAGCUGGUCCAAAAUCACCAAAUGCAAACGAUUCCGAUUCCACAGCAAUUAAUUGAAACUCCACCACCACCACAGUAUUUUAUUCAACAACAAGCCGCUCCUAUAUCGUAUCAAACAAAACCUCAAAAUGCGCAAAUAUCACAGCAACCGAGUUUUACAUACGAAAAAGAAAAACUUUAUACUGUUAACAAACACAACACGCAAACGGACGGUCAAAUGCAAUAUGCCAUAUUACAACCUUCACCACAUACAUAUAAAACAGUAACAAAGCAACAUACGAAAACACAAGCCGGAUCUGAAAAAGAAUAUUCUUUUCUUCCAAGUUUAGCUCAAUUUAGCGGCUUUGGUCACCAAGCAAAAUUGCCAAAACCACAAGCAGAAAAAAUACAAUCAGGAAGACAGUAUCUACCGAAAGUAAACUAUAAUCAUGGACAAUAUUUGAUAGAAACUCAGAUACCACCUAAACAAACUAAAGGAAGAGCAACAAACCACAAUUCUGGUUUAGCUGCUAGUCCCUCAUUAAAUAGUGGAUCUCAGCUGUUAAAUGCAAAACCACAGUCCACUAAUAUACAAUAUUUCACAACAAAUCCUCUAAAAGUAAAGUCACAUAAUCAAUUUGUCCCAGUUGUGCAUAAUCCAGUAUUAGGCAGCAAAAAAGAAAAUGUUAUGAAACUGAUUGACGCUCCUGCGUUACAAUAUCAGAAACCCGAACCACAAUCUCAGCACAAAAAUCCUAGUAGAGAACAUAAUGAAGAAGGAGUCACCCCAAUAUCACCUACAUCAGUUUCAACUAUUUACGUUUCACAAGGAACAGGAAUAGAACCAACAACAAGACCAAUAAAACAAACACACUUAAAUUCACAAAAAGAUUACAAACUCGAAAAAAAAACUCAAUUGAAACUACCGCCCCCAGAUGGUAAGCCCAUAACACAAGAAGAAUUUCAAGCUCUUGUAGAUGCUGGCUAUCCCGUGCAAGCCGUACCCAUUCCAGUACCCGUACCGUAUGAAGAGUAUAUUAAAACUCAUCCAGAAUACAAAUAUGAGCAGGAGCGAAAACAUUCCCCUGAUCAAAAAAUUUCACAAGAACAGGGACACCAGCAACAAACUUCUGAAACUAAUAUUUAUAAUACUCAAGAGAGUGGUGUGACAUAUUUACAUCAACUGCCACAACCUCAUCGCCGUCACGAUUUGCCUUCAAACGACAAAGAAUGAUAAAACUUAUGUUGCAUUGGUUUAUUUAAAUUUUAGCUUAAUUUACUCUGUAGAGUUUGUGUGAAAAUCUAAAUUAAUUUUGGUUUUCAUAUCGACGAGUUUUUUAUUUUCUGGAAAAUUAGUGCUGUUGUUUAUUUAACUUUCUUGUAUUUAUGCGAUGUGCAAAUAUAUUUUAAAAUACUAAAAAAAACAAAAAGACAACAACCUCAAAUUGAAAAUAAUUAUUGCAGAUAUGUACAAUAUUUAACUAAAAAGAGGAAUUAAAUUUUGAAAAGGACUUACAUAAUAUGUCAAAUAAUAAGAGGUAUCGUUAAAAAAUUACAUUUGUAUUUAUAUAAUAUACCAAUUAAAUUCACACACUAUAAAAUUAAGGAAUGAUGCGAGUUUUUUUAGUAUUGCAAAUUUUUAGUAGUAUUUAUUGAUCAAACUUUUUACAUACAUAUGUACAUACAUACAUACAUACCUUUUUAUGUGUAAUAUUGUAAAAACAUCAAAGAAUUUUGUUUGCGAGUAUAGUUUAAUUUUUAUAAUUUUGUAUAUGAUGUAAAUAAUAAUAUAGAAUCUAAAAAAUUUUCAU